Suillus plorans is the source of this 4317-nucleotide messenger RNA. RefSeq lists its product as uncharacterized. Lineage: Eukaryota; Fungi; Basidiomycota; Agaricomycetes; Boletales; Suillaceae. The coding region runs from base 1 to 4317 and encodes 1438 amino acids. The transcript has 20 exons. The record is from RefSeq and is a predicted model, not a curated record.
AUGUCAUCCAUGCUGCAGGCUAUUGACGGUAUAAUCUUGCAGUUUCGUGGAGCAUCUCAGGUUGUGUGCAACGUGUGCCCGAAGCGUGAUAAUGCUUUGCGCACAAUGCAUCCUAAGCAUGUGUGGAAGCACAUUGACACUGGUAUUCAUCAGCGUCAUGCCAGGAUCUGGGCUUCCACAUGCUCGAAGACUCCCUCCAAACGGCAACACCAUCAUCAUGAAGCAGAACCUCCACCUUCACCUGUCGACGACGGAGACAACAUGUUCGCCUCGAGUGCCAUGGACAUCGACAAUACUGUCUAUACUCAGGAGCCACAUCCAAUACGAUCAGACCAUGAAAUAGUACCAGUCGCUGAUCUCUGGAACACCAUCUCAAGCAGCCCUUUCUAUCAAGCCAACGAAACAUACGAUUUGUAUGAGGAGCUGCAGUCUGCCCUGGCUUCGGGGGAACAAUUAUUUUCUAUGCCACUUGCCCCAGUGAGCGAAGAAAUUGGCUUCGAUGACGAGACAGAAUCAAACUUUGGAAUUGAACUUCCAGACGACUGUCCAUUGACCACUUCAUGUCAUGUAAAUCUAAACAGUCCAGUUGCACCUGAUAAUCCGACAUAUCCAUGGCCAUCAAAGGCUUUCUCCGAGGCACAGAAAAAGGCAGUUCUAUCUUGGGCAAAGGAGCUUGGCGCUCGUGAUGUCCCAUCGCUAUAUGCAUUGAACCAAUGUCAGGAAUCGGUUCGAACACUUGUCGGCAAUCCAACGGAAAAGAUCACUGCACGUUCGGGAAAUAUAUUUUAUCUUAACAAUGUUGGAAAAGCAAUUGCCAAGGACUAUGCGAACCCUCUCACACGUCUUGCAAUGCAGGAUUACCCUGAAGAUGGAGGCAAGGGAAUGUCUCAGGUGUUCAACGGAGAGAAAAUGUUGUUCGAACGCCCUUCGCCUCCUGCAGCUAAAGAUGCGUCAGGGGACUACUUUAUACCUGAGCGCUUCUUUCUUGCGUCGUACACAUCGACGGGUGAUAAUUCGGAUAAGCAGCUAUAUGCGCUUGGCCGUACUGUACAACGAACAGAGGAUGGCUUUAUUGUCAGUGAUGAGCAAGAAAUAAUUCCAACGUGUAACUUUCGAAGGUCGUUUCGAGAAAUAUCUGCCAAUGACGACGAACUUGCUUGCGGGCUAAUGGAGUCGUCAAGGAAAUACACAAAGCUAGUGCCAAAUCAAUUGCGCACAAAAUCUCAAGGACGUAUGGUGUACUCGGUCCCUCUUAUCGUCUUCAUGGAUGAUGUAUCCGGAAAUAUAUCCAAGCAAUGGAAUAAGCACCACGCAAUAUACAUGUCUAACGCGAAUCUACCUCCCCCAAUGGAAAUGAUGAGCGCCAUGCAAGAAUCAAUUAGCAAGGCUACAGAAUCUGGGGUCUUUACUUGGGACUGCAAGUAUGAAGAAGAAGUUAUGCUGGAGUUAUAUGGUCUGUUUCUCGGUGGCGACAACCCUAUGCAAGCCGAGGAAUGCAGCCAUGCAGGGUUGCAUUGCAACUACUUCUGCAGGACAUGCGAAGUCGGUGGAACAAAGGAGUACAAGGCGUCAGAUGAGGGCUACAAGAGCAUCUUUGCACCAGGAAAGCUUCACACUCCUGCAGGAACGGCAGAAGAGAUUCAUGCACAAUUCGCUUCUGCACUCUGUUCAGGCGCUUCGGAGAAGAUUAAGAAAUCUGUUGCUUCAUCGGGUGUGAAGGACACGACAACUGGCUACAUUCUUGAAACGGUUGUUGAACUGGGGAAGAAACUGCGCAAACGGAGUGCUGGCAUUCAAGCAAAACCAGAGAGCAAAAUCAAGGCUAUUCUAGAGAAGCAGCUUGAAGACCUCCUGCAAGGGAGCAAACUCGAGGAUGCAAUCAAUCCAUUACUAGGCAUUGAAGUGUUAUUGGGGGUUGUAAAAUACUUUUGGGGUCAAUCAGUAUAUCUUCUCGAGAAGGCAAAGGUUCUGGAUGUUUUUCAAAUGCGUCUCGACUCUAUUGAGAAAGAUGGGCUCAAUGCUCCGUGUCUCAAUGCUGAUUAUAUUUGCCACUAUAAGGGCGGACUUAUAGGGAAACACUUCAAAAGUUUGGCGCAGGUCAUGCCAUAUCUUAUUCAAGACUUACUGCCGAGAACAGUACUUGAUGGGUGGAUGAGUAUCGGUGAGCUCAUUGUGUAUGUUUGGCACACAAAUAUAGAUGAUAUGGAGGUGUAUUUGGCAAAGCUUUCCCGGACAAUUGACGAUUUUCUGAAUGUUACGGCAAAAUGCGCACCAAGCAUUCUCAUCUCAAAGCCGAAGUUUCACUUUUUGGUCCAUCUUCCUGCAUAUAUCCGACGCUUUGGACCAGCCAUUCUCUUUUCCACCGAACGAUACAAGUCAUUCAACCACGUGUUCCGGCUGGCAUGUAUACAUAGCAAUCGACAGGGACCAAGCCAGGAUACAUGCAAGGUAUUCGCGAGACAAGAUAUCAUCAAGCAUAUGGUGACUGGGGGCUACUGGUUUGAUAAUGCUAGCAAAAAGUGGGUUCAGGCAGGUGAUGCAGUUUUGAGCUAUCUCGAUGAGCAUCCAGAGCAAGCACAGCUUUUGGGGAUUUGCACACGAGAACCCCCUGCGACAGGAACCGGCCAACUCAAGAAGGUCGCCAUCAAAAAUGGACGACCCAUUCCAGCAAAGCCUGUGCUGUGGACAGCAACACACUGCGCAAAGGCCCUCGAGCUCCCGCAACCUGCUCAUCAUACUCAAUACCACCAUGGCAUCUCGUUAAUUCUCGGCAAUGAUAUUGGGCGCAUUCGGGAGAUCUUGAUCUCAAACUCUCGCAAAGUUGUGCAGCAUGUCACCAUUCAAAAACUUGCUUUCGGACCUGCUUUACAUCCCUUGCUUCACAUCCCCACUCUUGAGCUCACGGAACAUGAAGUCGUUAUUAGCCCACAAGACAUUGUUUGUAUCGUAAAUGUCCAGCACGACUGUGUUAAAUCACAGUGCUCAGACGUUAGCCAAUGUCACAUUCGCCAAGAGCGAACCGAGACUGCACGUACGAAGUCCAUUUUUCAGCACAAAUCCUCACCAUUUUACUUGCUCAAUGCUUAUUCGAUUCACAAUUAUGCUCAGAUUCAAUUGGUCAUUCCUCAGUUGCUCCGUGAGACACCAUUGAGGGUCAGUGAUGCAGCAGAUGUUUGUUUGGCAGCAGCUCGUCAAAUCCAGGAGAAGAAAGUAGCUAAGAACUCAGGCGAAACAUCAGGUACUGAACCUGCAAGUGCACCACCUGCAGCGUUCGACUGCCCGGCAACAAAGGCAGCAAGCAAGUCGAAGAAAACGCAGAAAGCAAAAGAGAAGGCACCUCAGCCGCAAGCAAAUCCACAACAAUGUACAAUCAUACAGGCAGCCGCAUCUUCAAGUUACCAUAUCCCAACACCCCACACAGCGCCAGCCACCAGCCACUCUUCACAUAUCCCAUCACUGUCGCCAGCGCCAGCACUCGUGCCUUCUCAUCUUCGAUCGCUGCAUCCUCCCACAACUGUACCUUUGCAGUGGCAGCAAUCUCCUGUGUAUUCAUAUAGAGCUCCCCCUUCGCAUCACCCGCUGCAACCACCCCCAACAGUAUUGACGUGGCAAACAUCUCCUGCACCUGGUCCAUCCAGACCUCUUUCUUCUCAUCCCUGGCCAUUGAACUCACCUUCCAUUGUGCCGCCGAUGUAUGCUGGGCAAUACGUUGUCCCACCAUAUCAACACUCUUUAGGGUUUCCCUUGCAACCUCUGGCAGAUGGUACUAGACUCUCCUUCGACAAGUUUGUCCUCAAAAUUCUUCCUUCAGUGUUCGAGGUUCGCCAGGUUCGUCCUUCAUUGUCUUUAAAAUUUUUCCUCCAGCGCUCAAGUUCUUCCUUCCUUGUCUUUGAAAUUUUUCCUCCAGUGUUCGAGGUUUCCCAGGUUUGUCUCUUUGUUUUUCCUCCAGCAUUUGAGGCUCACCAAAUUAGCGUGUUUGUCUUUGAGAUUUUUCCUCCAGCAUUCAAGGUUUCCCAGUUUUUCCUCCAGCAUUUGAGGUUUCCCAGCGUGUUUGUCUUUGAAGUUUUUCCUCCAGCAUUCAAGGUUUCCCAGCACUCAAGUUCGUCCUUUCUUGUCUUUGAAAUUUUCCUCCAGCGUUCAAGUUCGGCCUUCCUUGUCUUUGAGGUUCUUCCUCCAGCGUUCGAGGCUCGCCAGCGUUCAAGUUCGGCCUUCCUUGUCUUUGAAGUUCUUCCUCCAGUGUUCGAGGCUCGCCAGGUUCGUCUGUUUGUCUUUGAAAUUUUUCCUCCAGCGCUUAAGUUCGUCCUUCCUUCACUUUAA